UGCGGACCGGUGCGCGGGCGCGAGAUAGGAUGUUGGUUUAUUUGUAUGUUUAUUCACGGACCGGCUGGGAAGCUAGAAUCGGAGGAGCUGACCAGUGAGUGGAUCUGGGGCGGAGGGGCGCAGGACUGGGACUCGCUUGGGUUUUGUUUCUCUCUGAAAAAACGUGGUAGGCUCCUUUUUCUCGGUUAGACUUGAUACCCCUUUUCGGGGGAAGGGAGCGAAGCUCCGUAGGGUUUUCAGCGCUCCGGGCCCUCCUUUGCUUUCGGCGGGACCAGCUGUGGCGCCAGAGCUCGCGGUGCGCGCUUGGCCACGCUCGGUGGGUGCCCGGCUCUGCACCUGAUGCGUUCGGGAUGCCUUUCCCACCCCGGCGCGCCCGCGGCUGGCUCGCAUAGCCCCUAGUACACUACCGCAAGCGCUCGAAAUGCGCACGAUCCCGCCGGCGCGCGGACCCACUGGACUCACAGAUGCGCUCGGCACCUCUGCUCGCCGCCUCCCCGGGACGCUCGCAACGUGCUUGGGCCGGGCCAGCCAGCCGCCGGCAUUCCUCGGGGGUCACAGCCCUAGGUCGAAGAUGGAGGGCCGUCCCCUUCUCGCCUUCCCUCGCAUAACUCGCUCCGGGGCUUUUGUGCUUCCCCUUCGCCGCGGGGCGGGUCCGACUCCUCUCCGUGCUCCGUGCUCCGUGCGGAGCCCAGCACCGCCGACUCUUCGCCUUUGGCCCCCGUCUCUUCGCUUUCACUCUCCCUAGCUCGGAUCCCUUUCAGGAGUCUGGCUUCCCGGGAAAGUUGCUUCCCCAAGUUUGCUGAAGUCGUCUCCGAGUCUCAGUGGGGGUCGCUGGGAAGUGGGGGCGUGUGAACGCGCGAUCGAUACCCGGAGCUCGGGCGGGCGAGCGCCGGCUUCUCCACGCGCCGCCUGGCUGGCCGCUGCAGCCAGCGCCGGCCGGAUCGCGGGCGCCGAGCGGCGGGUGGGGAGACGGCUGACCCAGGGAGUCCUGAUUUCUCUCAGGACCCGGAGAGCUUGUUUGGGGUAAGGAAUUCAGGUAGUCACACUUCCAUUCUCUCUGCUGCUCCCUCUCAGUUCUCCUAAACCCCGGCGUCUUCCGGAAAGCACAGGGUGGCCAGGCGUGGCUGAAUGAUCGUCCCACCUUCGACGGCCUCGGUCCCCACCCCGGGGUGGGCAGCAGCGUGUCUUGACCAGCCGUCCUGUUAACCUUUUCUGCGCGAGCUUCGUGGCUCUGGAGCCCAUAGGGCUCUUUUUUCGGGCGGAGGCAAGCAGUGUUUUAAGAGUGAGGGGGAGACCUAGCUCUAAUUCGCUCCCAGUUAAUUUACUGCGAUACUGGCCGCAGCAAGGCAGGCGCUGGCUGGGAGGGUCCUGCGCCCGUGAGGUCUUUCAGACACUCCUUAAACAGGGUUCGGGUCCUGGCGCCCCGUUGUUGAUCCAGAAUAGGCUCUGGGAGAGGCCUUUGUCUUCCAGCCCCGGUUUCCUUUAGACUGGGUUGUAACUCAACACCAUAGAUGCUGGUGCCAAGAUCGCUUUUAGCACCUCUAACCAGGUCCAGCAUUGCUUGCUGCUCCUGGUCAUAGGACUUGCCUGCUCCUUGAGCCUGUGGGACACACUUGGAUUCAUGCACCCAGCCCUGUCGGGGAACCUAUUUACUAUGAUAUGCUCCAUACCUUGGUGACCCAUUUUCUUUCAUGUUUUAGAUCCUUCUGACCACUGCGUACUGUGGGCAGUAGGGCAAGGGCAGCAGCUUAUGUGUGUGUGUGUGUGUGAGUGUGUGUGUGUGUAUGUUGACAGGCAUUGUCUGGCUAUUGCACAAACACAGGUUCAGAUCUUGGGUUACAAGCAUGAUAUAACUUUGAGGCAUGUGUGGUGGAGCUGACCCAAGUUAGUGUGUGAAGGGUGUGUGUUCCUUUUCGUGCCCAGGGAGGGAUAGGGCAUGGGUCUGUGAGUGCUGUGCAGCCCUGAUAGGAGUGGAAGGUCCAGGCUGAUGACCCUCCUUUGGCCCAGAAAGCCCACCCUGCCCGGCCACCAGAGCCCAGAAGGAAGGAGAGCCUCAUGCCUGAGCCGAGGGCAGCACCAUGGAUCUGACAAAGAUGGGUAUGAUUCAGCUGCAGAACCCCAGCCACCCCACGGGGCUGCUGUGCAAGGCCAACCAGAUGCGGCUGGCCGGGACUCUGUGCGAUGUGGUCAUCAUGGUGGACAGCCAGGAGUUUCACGCCCACCGGACGGUGCUGGCCUGCACCAGCAAGAUGUUUGAGAUCCUCUUCCACCGCAACAGUCAGCACUAUACUCUGGACUUCCUCUCGCCAAAGACCUUCCAGCAGAUUCUAGAAUAUGCGUACACAGCCACACUGCAGGCCAAGGCAGAGGACCUGGAUGACCUCCUGUAUGCGGCCGAGAUCCUGGAGAUUGAAUACUUGGAGGAACAGUGCCUGAAGAUCCUGGAGACCAUCCAGGCUUCUGAUGACAAUGACACAGAGGCUACAAUGGCCGACGGUGGGGCCGAGGAAGAAGAGGACCGCAAGGCUCGGUACCUCAAGAACAUCUUCAUCUCGAAGCAUUCCAGCGAAGAGAGUGGGUAUGCCAGUGUGGCUGGACAGAGCCUCCCUGGGCCUAUGGUGGACCAGAGCCCUUCAGUCUCCACCUCAUUUGGUCUUUCAGCCAUGAGUCCCACCAAGGCUGCAGUGGACAGUUUGAUGACCAUAGGACAGUCUCUCCUGCAGGGAACAGUUCAGCCACCUGCAGGGCCCGAAGAGCCAACUCUUGCUGGGGGUGGGCGGCACACUGGGGUGGCUGAAGUGAAGACAGAGAUGAUGCAGGUGGAUGAGGUGCCCUGCCAGGACAGCCCUGGGGCAGCCGAGUCCAGCAUCUCAGGAGGGAUGGGGGACAAAGUUGAGGAAAGGGGCAAAGAGGGGCCUGGGACCCCUACUCGAAGCAGCGUCAUCACCAGUGCUAGGGAGCUGCACUAUGGGCGAGAGGAGAGUGCCGAGCAGCUGCCACCCCCAGCAGAGGCUGGCCAGGGCCCCCCUGGCCGACCUGAGCACCCAGCUCCACCAGCUGAGAAACACCUGGGCAUCUACUCUGUUUUGCCGAACCACAAGGCUGAUGCUGUGUUGAGCAUGCCGUCCUCAGUGACCUCGGGCCUCCACGUGCAGCCUGCCCUGGCCGUCUCCAUGGACUUCAGCACCUAUGGGGGGUUGCUACCCCAGGGCUUCAUCCAGAGGGAGCUGUUCAGCAAGCUGGGUGAGCUGGCUGUGGGCAUGAAGUCAGAGAGCCGGACCCUCGGGGAGCAGUGCAGCGUGUGUGGGGUCGAGCUUCCCGAUAAUGAGGCCGUGGAGCAGCACAGGAAACUGCACAGCGGGAUGAAGACCUACGGAUGUGAGCUCUGCGGGAAGCGGUUCCUCGAUAGUUUGCGGCUGAGAAUGCACUUACUGGCUCACUCAGCGGGAGCCAAAGCCUUCGUCUGUGAUCAGUGUGGUGCCCAGUUUUCAAAGGAGGAUGCCCUGGAGACACACAGGCAGACCCACACAGGCACAGACAUGGCUGUCUUCUGUCUGCUGUGUGGGAAGCGGUUCCAGGCACAGAGUGCGCUCCAGCAGCACAUGGAGGUCCACGCGGGCGUGCGCAGCUACAUCUGCAGCGAGUGCAACCGCACCUUCCCCAGCCACACGGCCCUCAAGCGCCACCUGCGCUCACACACAGGUGAUCACCCAUACGAGUGUGAGUUCUGUGGCAGCUGCUUCCGGGAUGAGAGCACACUCAAGAGCCACAAGCGUAUCCACACGGGCGAGAAGCCCUAUGAGUGCAAUGGCUGUGGCAAGAAGUUCAGCCUCAAGCACCAGCUGGAGACGCACUAUAGGGUGCACACAGGUGAGAAGCCCUUUGAGUGUAAGCUGUGCCACCAGCGCUCCCGGGACUACUCGGCCAUGAUCAAGCACUUGCGAACGCACAACGGCGCCUCGCCCUACCAGUGCACCAUCUGCACAGAGUAUUGCCCCAGCCUCUCCUCCAUGCAGAAGCACAUGAAGGGCCACAAGCCCGAGGAAAUCCCGCCCGACUGGAGGAUAGAGAAGACUUACCUCUACCUGUGCUACGUGUGAAGGGCCGCCUGGCCUGGAGCAGAGGGGGGAGCGAGGAAAGAAGGGUAGAGCGAGAUGGAGGAAGGACUGGGGGAGGGGGGAGGAAAAGAAAAAAAGAAGAAGGGGGAGACCUGAUGACUGUUUGGCCUUGGAUUCUCUCUGGGGCUCCAGGCGCCCUGGAUGCCCCAGCUGCUGCCCCUUCCCUGAGAGCCUCCGCCCUCCUGGCCUGGCUGGAGGUUUGCCUGAUUUGGGGGUGAGGGUGAUUUGUUUUGUUCACUCGGAUGGUGGCAUAUUUUUCUUCUCCCUCUACCCAGCCCCCCUUGGUAUGUCCAGAGAUGGAGGCUAGGCAGUGGGUGAGAGUUCCUCUGCCUGCCCCCUCUCCCUGCUGCCUCUGAAGGUGACCCGAGGGCAGUAGGGGGACCUCUGCAGAUAGUGGGGCUGGGCCACCGGUUGGCGCUCAAAUGGCAGCUCUGAUUGACUGGAGGAAGACUUGGGCGGGGAAGGGCUCUCUUUCUCUUCCCAGCACUCAGUCUGUCUGCUGCUCCUCUGCUCUGCCACGCCUGGCGUCUUCUUGUGGCCUCUGAAAGCUUCGUGGCCCUUGUCCCCUGCCUGCUGCCCCCUCUCUUUGCUCCCAGCCUCCCCUUAGCUCCUGUCCUCCACAUCCUGGAGGGCACCCAGCCCCGUGUCCCCCCUCCACUUCCCUAGUGGGAAAGCUGCAUCUGACUCCAGAGCUUCUCCCCCUCUUAGCCUUCUGAGGACACAAAACUAAGUAAAUCAAAUACCCUACCCUUUUCAAGCCCUGUGAUGGGCAAGAUUCCUGCUGAGCUGCUUCCAAAAUGGAAGACACAUAAGUAAAUACCUAAUAUCCUACCAGACAGAACCCCCUACUGCCCCGUGUCAGUCUCUGGGUGAAGGAAUUCAUGAAGGGGCUCGUGGCCCAAAGUAAUGUUGAUGUCUGUCUCCAGAUGGGCCUACACCUGGAGAAGGGGACAUCCUGCCCAGCGUGGGGCUGGCUGGUCAGGGGAGGAAGGUGUCGAGUCACCCUGGGGACCCCAGAUGCAGUGAGCUCAGCGGGAAAACCCAGGUCCAGGGAAUAGCACAGAAUCCCCGACUCACAGGGCCCUCAGCCCACAGGGAGGAGGAAGAGGAGGAGUUGGCCUUGUGUUACGUUCUGCUUCUGUUCUGUGUCCCCUUUUAGCACAUUGUACUUGAAUUACCUCAGUUUUUUGUGACCUCAUGAGCUUUUUUAACCUCUGUAUCUCUUUUUUUUUUUGGUUGUUGUUGGGGGUAAAAGGAAUGGGGAGGGCAUCCUUUUCUGUUUCUUGUAUACAUUAAUAGUUGUUUUUAUAGACUUUAGCUGGUCAGGGCCACCCCGUGCCCCUGAAGACCAGCCUCCAGCUAGAAGGAGCUGUGUGAAGGGGUUGACUGACAGGAUCUGAAUGUGAGGGCUGGGAGGGGAUGGUGCAUCAGGCCUCGCUGUCCCCAUGGAGCACUCAGGAGUCGUGACUGGGCUCUGCUUGGAGCAUGGAGUCACCUGUGCCCAGCAACAGUUCAGCACAGAACACUCUGGAGAAAAUCCCACCUUUCUUACAUUUGCUGGGUUGUUGAAGUUUCAGGGUGUGUGCUAUUCAGAUCUUGCAACUGUGCCCCAUCUCUGUGUAUUAUCAUUGCCAAAAUUGGUCUUUUUCUCUCAGCUGGCCAGGGGGCGAAGCGGCCUUUAUUUUGUUGUGUUGGGGUGGGGGUGUUAUUUUUCUAAAAGCUACCUCUUAUGUUUGUAUUCCGUGGUCCCUCCUUGCCUCCCAUUCUGCUGCUUUUCUCCACUCCUUUCCCCAAGCUCCACCCCCACCCUUCCUCCCUAAUUUUGGAAAGCACAUUUGCAAUAUCCGUUGUUUGCUUUGGGACGGGCCCUCCGUUUCAUCUCAUGCUUUAUGUGUAAGAGUUUUUUAUUGUUAUUAUUAUUAUUUUCUUUCCUUUCUCUCUCUGAGAAAGUUGUGGCUGCGUUUUGAUCUUAGGUUUUAAAAAGUGGUUUAGGGAAGCGGUUUUGGGGAGAAGGGUUGUGAGGAGUAUAGGGAAGCUGGAGGGAUGGGUGCUGCUGUGACUUACCCCCCGUCCCUCAGCUCCAUCCCUCCUGCCCUCCCCUUCAAUCUCGUCCACCAAAUCUGAAGGCCUUAAAAAUUGUGUGUUGGGGGGAUGUGAAUUGGGGGAACUGUGUCGCUAGGCUGUUGAUGAGGGAUGAUAAAGUAGGGAGGAUGCUAUUUUGCAACUAUAAUAAUGAUGUAGUGAUUUUGGAAAGGAAAAAAAUGUUAAACUUGAACUAUGCGACUAGAACAGUUGUCAUGUCUACAAUGUGAAAAGAGUGAAAUCGCUUGGGGGAGGGGCAGUCUCUAAGAAAUCAUUAUGCACUGUAGCUUCCUUCCCCUGUCUGGGAGGCAGGGAGGACUAGCUGGCCCUCAGGGGGAUCUGUAAAUCCCAGAAAACAGUAUUUUUAACAGCAAGAUGUUGUUCAACUUUGGUGGGGAAGGAAAAUUAAAAAACCAAACUAUUCCAUAAAACUAGCUGGCCGCCUUGCUCCCCUGCCCUUUACACUCAGCCUGGGUCCCUCCCCACCACCAUUCACAGACGCUGAGAGGGUUGAGCUAAUCUUUACAAAUUGUAAUAUUUUUGUAAUAUUUGUUAGUUCCUUCGUCAGUUCCACAGAACCUUGCCCUUUCCUUUUGUAAUGUGAAUAGAAAAAAAAAAAAAAAGACAAAAAAUUCACCACCAUCACCACCACCAAAAUACCCCUUUGUGUGUGUGUGCACGAGUGCCCGUGUGCUUUGUGUGUGCGGUUGUGAGUUACAUCAUGCAGUAUUGUGGUAAUCUGGUGUUGCAGCAUUAGAUGGUACUUAAGUCAGCACCUGCCUGCCCCCGCCCCCAGGCCCGAGGGGAGUGUGGAUUCUAAGGACGCCUUGACCGGGGAUACCCCUGUGUUCGCCAUGCUAUUCCCUCCGCUCUCCAAGAAGACCCCUGAAUACAGUCCAACAACACCUCUCUUCCCCAACUUCCUACUCACAAAGACAAAACAGGUCUAAAGUUGGCAAGGCCUGAUGGCCAAGGGGCAAGGUAAGAAAUUAUCUGAAGGCUUCAGAUAGGCCUGGAAUGAAAGGGGUGGGGCAGUGGGAGGAAGGGGGUGGCCCUCUCCCCAGGUGAGCGCUUAGCGUCUUCACUGCCCUGUCCUUUUUACCAUCUGGCUCCGUGGCCACCUCGCUGCCCUUGGGGGCAGUACUGCUGAGCGCCCUGCCUGCCACUGCCUUAUCCAGCAGAGUGAACCUUCUCUAGCCUGGGAAGUCCCAGUUGGUUAAGGGUCCCUUUCUCAUGUCCAGUUCCUACAAAUAUGUCCCUUAAUGCUUUUGGUGACAUUUUUCCCUCGUGCUCUUUCCCUGCUCAGUCCUUCAACUCAUUCAAAGCAUUAAAAUCCUAUGUAUAUAUAGGAUAGACAAAUAUAUAUAGAUUAUAUAUAAUAUAUAUAGCGAGAGAGAUUUAAGAUAGUAAAUAUCAUUGCUGCUUGGGCUGCUUUGGAGAAGGAGGCCAUGAAUAUGGGGAAGGCCGAUCUGGGGUACGGGGGUGGGUAGGGAGGCUGGGGGCCCCAGUGACUUAGUACAAUCCAGGGAUGUAAUGCGGGCUUGUUUAAUCUUUGUGCCUGAACAGUUUUUCCAUAUUUAGAAAAAAGAAAAAAGAAAUUGCUGCAAUUUUUCACAAGUGUAUGGUACCUUUCUGGAUGCUGUUGGUACAAGUGCUGUGGGCGGGAGGGGGCCACGGGCUUCUGCCUCCUCGUGGGGGAGUGAACGGAGGUGUGGCGGCCUUUGGAUUCUGUCCAUGAAGGGUUGUGGGGGGCGGAUUUUUGGCCAGUUCCCUGACAAGCCAAACGAGGGUGAAAAGGAGGCGCGCCCGAUGGAAGCAGAAAAGCAGAAGCUUAGACUCCUGCUUCCCUUUCCCCAGGCCUGUGGUGUCGUCCUCUGGCCCCCUCCCACCUUGCCUGCUCUUCCCUGGAGUUUCUGCUGGCUUAGCUGGAAUGGCAGCACUUAAGUGGUAUUUCAGUGGGAGGACAAAAAGCCAGACUAACCCUAUGUGGUGGGACUGCUGGGUAGAGAGAUGGUCAAGAGGGGCACAGGACAAACCAAGGAGGUUGGGUUGGGGAAAGUGGUGGAGAGAAGCAGGGAUGCGGGCCCUGCAGGCCCGGCAGCCCCCCGCUGCGGCCUCCCUGGGUCCUCGGCAUCCCACUUUGCAGACAGGGUACCCACCUCCUGGUGUGCAGCAUAGUGUGUGUUCACAUAGUGUUAUGCAUGAACUUCCUGAGGUUCAGAAGCCGUGGUGGUGCACCAUGACAUCCAACCCAUAUAUAUAAAGAUAAAUAUAUAUAUAUGUAUGUAAAUUAUAGCACUGAGGGCCCUGCCGCCCUGCUGGACCAAGCAAAACUAAGCCUUUUGGUUUGGGUAUUACGUUUUGUUUUGUUGUUUGUUUGUUUUUGUGGCUUGUCUUAUGUCGUGACAGCACAAGUGCCAGUCGGAUCGCUCUGUAUUACAAAAUAGUGUUUUUAAUUCAUCGAUGUUCUAGUUAAUGUCUACCUCAGCACCUCCUCUUAGCCUAAUUUUAGGAGGUUGCCCAAUUGUGUUUCUUCAAUUCUACUGGUUACUUUUUGUACAAAAUCAAUCUUUCUUCCCCGCCCCCUUCCUUCUCUCCCCUUCUCCGCCCUGCCCUCCCUCCUCCCCUCUCCUUUCUGUGGGUUCCAUUCUCUCUCUCCCUCUCCUCCUCCCCAGCCUGCUCCCCAGAGUCGUGCUUGGCAAUCCUCUGUUCUAGUUCUGAAGCAGUUCCCUCGAAGUUGUGCCGUCCUGAUUGCAGCUUUCCGCAUCUGCCUUUGUUUCGUGUAGAUUGAUGCGUUUUCUUUGUAAUUUCAGUGUUUCUGACAAGAUUCAAAAAAAAGAAAAAAGAAAAAGAAGAAAAAAUGAAUUUACUGCUGCAGGUUUUUUUCUCUCUCCAUGUGUCACUAAGUGAAGUUUGUGCCUUCUAUAGCAAAGAGAAUAUUUUUUACAUCCUACUAACAGUAGAUUUUUUUGUAGUGAACAUUUUUUGUAUUUUUAUUUAUAAGUCUCAUAAGAAAAAUAGCAAUGUUCAGUUGUAUACCUUGAAUCUGCAGUUAGAAGAGAAUAAAGUUAAUUCAGUUGUC
Molecule: messenger RNA, 9282 nt
Organism: Nycticebus coucang (slow loris)
Lineage: Eukaryota; Metazoa; Chordata; Mammalia; Primates; Lorisidae
Gene: ZBTB16
Product: zinc finger and BTB domain containing 16
Exons: 7
Coding region: 2079-4100 (673 amino acids)
Biological process (GO): regulation of cytokine production; regulation of immune system process; negative regulation of transcription by RNA polymerase II
Molecular function (GO): protein binding
Source: RefSeq, a predicted model, not a curated record